AUGAUGGAAGGACGUACGAUCGACUACAGGCCGGACGGCGGUGGUCUAGACUACCACAACUCACCGCUCAUGGCUGAAAUACCAAUAGACAAUUACUCACACAUACACAGAAGUAUAGAGCAUUUAAGAUCUAUAGGUAUGGCGCCACCAAUAGAUUCUCAUAGACAUUUAGCAGCUAACCUAACAGAUCUAAGAAGAUACGAACACCCAGAUGAUAUGCCGGAGAUAAAACCAUCGGUAUUAAGACUAUCGGAGUUCAAAAGUGGUCUCCAAGAUAUGAGGAUUCACAACGACCAGGAGAACGAAAUCCAGCGUCAGAUGACCCCUCACGACGAUGGCAAGGGUUACAGCGCGCCUUCUACACCUCUAUCAGAAAACGGCGGACAAAGCAUCCAAGAAGAGAAGGUGUUCGGCUCCAAGGCGGACCUACAGCUGCACACACAGAUUCAUCUCCGCGAAGCGAAGCCCUACCGAUGCACACAGUGCCCGAAGGCGUUUGCGAACUCGUCGUAUCUGGCGCAACACUCCCGCAUCCACUUAGGUAUCAAACCUUAUCGCUGCGAGAUCUGCCAGCGUAAAUUCACGCAGCUGUCUCAUCUUCAGCAGCACAUCCGCACCCACACGGGAGACAAACCUUAUCGAUGCACUCAGAUCGGAUGCACUAAAGCCUUCUCCCAGCUCUCCAACCUCCAAAGCCACAGUCGCUGUCAUCAAACAGACAAACCGUUCAAAUGUAAUUCAUGUUACAAGUGUUUCACACACGAGAAGGACCUGCUCGAACACAUCCCUAAACACAAGGAGUCGAAGCAUCUCAAGACGCACAUAUGCCAGUACUGUGGCAAGAGUUACACCCAAGAGACGUACUUAAGUAAACAUAUGAACAAACACGCGGAACGAGCUGACAAACGGCCGCCUAUAUCAGCAUUGGGUCUGAGCGGUCUCAACCGGUCCCUGGCGGCGGCUGCCCCCACUGCCGCUCCAUUUGCUGAUCACCCAUACUGGCCGAAGGUCAGCCCGGACUCAGCGGCACACAUGUCAGACGAGGGCGGCUAUCACCAACAGAGAGAGAGCGACGAGCAUCACGAGCAACAGUUACAACAACAGAGGGCAUUGUUCGCUCAGCACGAGAGCCAGGAAGACCGCAUCCAGCCUCCCGUAUCAUCAGCUGCGAACUCCGCCUUCACUCCGAUCAACUCGAUGGCCCCUCACUUGAACGGACUGUCCCAUCACAGUGCGCUGCCCACGAGACCUUAUCUGUACGACCCUCUCCACUUCCAACAAGGGAAGCAGCAGCCGAACUCGUUCCCCAAUCAGCUGAUCUCCCUGCAUCAGAUCAGGAACUACGCCCACCAACCUUCCCUGCUGCCCGCGGAACACAUCCUCCCUCAUACUUUAGCUCACAAAGACAAGCAAUAA
Molecule: messenger RNA, 1416 nt
Organism: Danaus chrysippus (African queen)
Lineage: Eukaryota; Metazoa; Arthropoda; Insecta; Lepidoptera; Nymphalidae
Source: the annotation of a GenBank genome assembly